CUUGCGCAUCUUUAUGAAAGAUGUAUGAUGACGGACAUUUUUGGUGUCGCAAAAGGGGCGAAAUCUUCUCGCGCAACGAUAUCAUAACCUCAUUGACGUAGACAGCGAUAAUAAAUAAUGAAUUUUGUCCCUCAUCACGUGGAGGAAUAUUUUAACCCCUAAGUUACUACACGAGUGUAUGUCUCCUCACUGUGCGUGCCCGAGACAGUGAUGAAGCAUCGCUCCUGACGACGACCUUAAUCCGUAAAAUGAUAAAAUGAAAUUAUUUCGCCGACUGGUCUUCUUUGGCUCAUGAAAAAUAAUCGUUAGUGUAGCCUACACUGUGUACAUUUUAUUAUACGCAAACGGAAGUGCGUCCUGCUUGGGUACCACCUGCAUUUGGACUACACCACCGUAUCAUUCUGCGAACCGUAGCUCAGCACAUCAGCAUCGGCACAGCUGGACAGCGGGCACCCUGGAAGCAUUGCUUCAUCCUCGCCCUCGCCCUAUGUGGAACCCUCAAGUAAUGAUGCUCCAGUGAAGGAUAGCGAGACUGGGACAUAUCAGCUGCUUUCUGUGUGAUCACUUGACCAUCACCCAAAGCUUCACCGUUCUUCAGGCCUUACAUUCUCCUCACAGUCUCUUCCCUCCUACCCCAUCUCUGGAAGCUGUCUGACCUAUCACAAGGCUCCAGGAUGAGUGGGUUCAUCGGCAAACUGGAUCCUCGGCGGAUCCAGUGGGGGGCCACUUGGUAUGCCUUCCAGUCCCGCGUCCUGCGCACAAAGCCGGUGGAGUCCAUGCUGGAGAGCACAGGUGGCACUGGGGCUCAUGGCACCAAACUCGCCCGUGUGCUCUCCACCGUAGACCUUGUGUCUUUGGGAGUGGGAAGCUGUGUAGGUACGGGCAUGUAUGUGGUAUCUGGACUGGUUGCUAAGGAAAUGGCAGGCCCUGGGGUCAUUGUGUCUUUCAUCAUUGCUGCUGUGGCCUCCAUCCUGUCAGGGGUGUGCUAUGCUGAGUUUGGUGUGCGUGUGCCUAAAACUACAGGUUCAGCCUAUACUUACAGCUAUGUGACGGUGGGUGAAUUUGUGGCUUUUUUCAUUGGCUGGAAUCUGAUUUUGGAGUAUCUGAUUGGCACAGCAGCAGGAGCCAGUGCGCUCAGCAGCAUGUUUGACUCCUUAGCCAAUCACACCAUCAGUGGCUUCAUGAUCAACCACAUAGGAACACUCAAUGGCCUGGGUAAAGGUGAGGAGUCAUAUCCUGACAUCUUGGCCCUCGUCAUAGCCAUCCUUGUCACAGUGAUAGUUGCUCUCGGUGUGAAGAACUCAGUGGGCUUCAACAACGUGCUGAACGUCAUUAACCUGGUUGUGUGGGUGUUCAUGAUGAUUGCAGGCCUGUUUUUUGUUAGUGGAAGCAACUGGGACGAAGGACGAUUCCUGCCGUAUGGCUGGUCAGGGGUCAUGCAGGGUGCAGCCACUUGCUUCUAUGCCUUUAUAGGAUUUGACAUCAUAGCCACAACUGGAGAGGAAGCCAAGAGUCCAAACACCUCCAUCCCCUAUGCUAUCACUGCCUCUCUGGUCACCUGCCUCACUGCCUAUGUAUCUGUCAGUGUGAUCCUCACCCUAAUGGUCCCCUACACUGAAAUUGAUACAGAUGCUCCACUGAUGGAAAUGUUUUCCCUACAUGGCUUUCAAACUGCCAAAUACAUAGUGGCCAUCGGCUCCAUUGCCGGACUUACAGUCAGUUUGUUGGGCUCUCUCUUCCCACUACCGAGAAUCAUCUACGCCAUGGCAGGAGAUGGUUUGCUCUUCAGGUUCCUGGCCAAUGUGAGCACAUACACAGAGACUCCAGCAGUGGCCUGUGUAGUAUCAGGGUUUCUCUCGGCUCUGCUAGCUUUGCUCGUCAGUCUCAGGGACCUGAUUGAGAUGAUGUCCAUUGGCACCUUGCUAGCCUACACACUAGUAUCAGUGUGUGUGCUCCUGCUGCGUUACCAGCCUGAAGGAGACAUCCAUGGUUUUGUCAAUUUCCUCUCAGAGCAGAACGCCAAGCGUAAAGAGGGCGUGUUGGCUGAGUGUGAGAAGGAAGCCUGCUCACCGGUCAGUGAGGGCGAUGAUUAUGGAGGACCUCCAUCCAACACCUGUGGAGCAAAGAACCUCCCAUCCCUGAGUGACAAUGAGAUGCUGAUUGGUAAGCCUGACAAGUCCAUCUACACUGCCAGUCACCCCAACUAUGGUACCGUGGACAUGUCCUCAGGCAUUGAAUCGGAUGAGACAGAUAGCGUUUACCUGUUGAAGCUAAAGAAGCUGCUGGGGCCACGCUACUACACCAUGCGCAUUCGUCUUGGCCUACCGGGCAAGAUGGACCGGCCCACUGUUGCCACCGGGCGUAUAGUCACACACUGCGUCAUCCUGCUCUUCAUCCUCAUCUUCUGUUUCUGCUCCCUCAUCAUCUUCGGGUCAAGUCAGAUAGCAGAGGGUCAAUGGUGGGCUGUGAUACUGCUGGUGGUGCUAAUGCUGGUCAUCACUCUCUUGAUCUUUAUCAUCAUUCAGCAGCCUGAGAACCCCAAACGUUUGCCUUACAUGGCCCCCUGCGUACCCUUUGUCCCAGCCUCCGCUAUGCUGGUAAACGUUUACCUGAUGCUCAAGCUCUCCAGCAUCACAUGGAUCCGUUUUGGUGUAUGGUGCUUUGUGGGUGUUCUGAUCUACUUUGGCUAUGGCAUGUGGAACAGCACCCUAGAGAUCAUGGCACGUGAAGAGGAGGCCCAUGCAAGCACAUACCAGCGCUAUGACAUGGGCGUGGAUGACAAUUUAGCAGUAGAUGAUGAUCUGCACCCUUCAGGUGAUGGGGGGCAGUGCCAACGCUGGGGCUCCAAUGAGGGAAGAGACGGGCAGCAGAAACAGCAACGCCAGCAGCAGAGGGAGCCUCAGCCUGAUGGCCCGGACAGUGUGGACAACCACAGGACCUCCUCUUCCUUCUCACACAGCAGGGCCAAAAUCAAAGCUGCCAAAGCUGCUCCAGGUUUUGAUGCAUUGGUGGUCGAUGAUGAUUUGGACGAUCCUUUGGAAUGAGAAUGUAAUUUGAAUGUACUUGUCUGCCAACAACUGCAGAACCCUUGGGCUAGGUUGUUAUCUCACUGCAAUUAAUAUUUAUUUUAUUCCCAUUCCUUAAUUUGCAGCCCUUUUUCACUGAUAGGAUAGUCAAAUUGGUCAGGAUGUGAGUUAACUUUUAAUACAUCAUGAAUCUUUUUUUAUAACAUAAAUCCAAAUAUUCACUUUUUCCCUAUUCAUUUAAUAUUUUGGUCAUUAGUUCUUAUUGGAUUCAAGUUAGAGAGCUCGUCAGACUCACCAACAUACAGCAGUCUUAUGACAACUAGUAAUCAUAUUACAAGAUGGUGAAAUAGUACAAUAUCAUAUGUCUCGGUUUGACUUUUAUUCCCAUAGAGCAAACCAAUCAACAAACAGAAUUUAAAAUCAAAACAAUACAGGCAUCAAAUUUAGCUAGCCCCCAAUCUAACACAUUUGGUAACUCAUUCCAUCUUUAUUUAUGCAAUACAAAUAACUAUAUACAGUAUGUCAAUAACCUGUAAAAGCUUCCCUCAUCUUGUUCCAAACCAUGAUGUUUUCUUCCAUGUUACACAAAAGUUAUUUUCCUAUUAAAAUCAAGGUUAAGUUUGGGUAAGGGGUUAGACUUUAAGGUUAGGUUUAGGGUUGAAUUAGAGGUUAAACAGGAUCAAUCAUAAUAACAUAAUUUGUUGUACGAGCCAACUUGUUUGAUUACUAUUUUGCCAUCUCAUUCUAUUAUUACAAUUUGUUCUGUUGGACUCACGAAGCAUCUAAAUAUGUACAAUGUAUUGUUUAAUUUCUCCCCAAAUGGCAUUAACUAGCAUAAUAUUUAUUGCCCUCUUUUGAGUAGUGUACUGUGGCCCAGUCAGUUAUCACAGUCCCACACCUUUCCCCAAAACGACCCUUUACCAGCUGGUCAAUAUAAAACCAGUGGACACAUAGCCAUGGGAAGCCCUUGCUGCAGUAGUUCACAUUAAAACACUGUGCAAUUUGCACAGACUUUUGUUAUUUGAGAAACUCAGAUGCUACUAUUGCUUUUCUUAAUCAACUUUAAUAUUGCAUUUCAAAAAGGCUAGUUUUGAGAUACAAAUAUAGAGGACAGCCAAUGUGGCCCCACUAUGAGAUAGUUGUGAUUGACGUAAGCAGAGAAUCAAACCCCUCUUUCUCUUUCUCUUCCACUCUAACAUCUAGCCCAAGUGAGGUUUGGACUGUAAGUUUUCACAAAUAGUAAUUGGACUUUGCUUGCAAUAGUGCCUUCAUCUGUCUGUGUGUGCUUUAAAUAUGACCAUCAAGAUGUCCAUACUUGUUUGUUUUUCGUUUUUGUCUGUCAGUAUGUUUUUUGUAGUGUUUUUUACAUAAGGAGGCAUAUAUGGUUGUUAUCUGGUUUGUGUGCCUGUCAGCCAUCAUAUUUCACUACCGAACAUUCAUUCAUCCUUUGUGCAGGUGACACAGAUUCAUCCUUGCAAGCAGGCAGCUCUGUGUAAAUAACGAUGGUGUGACCACAGUACGAUAUGUGUCUCUUGGCCGGUCAGUGUCCCUUCAAAAUGGAAAAAAGAAAAGAAAGGGAGUGAAAUUUGCAUGUAGUGGGGAGCAUGUUGUGAAUUUCUAUCUGGCUGUACUCUUCUGCUAUUUCCUCCCCCAUAAUUCAACUGAUCUCUCCAGUCCAAAUCUACUGUGUCUGUGCUACAGCUCUGCCAGCCAAAAAAGGGGGAAAAAAAGAAGAAAAGAAAAAAAGACAACCAAGCCGGACCUCAAAUCCAUAAUUCUAUAUUAGAAAAUCCAGUCCAAUAUCAUGGGAGGCCUUAUGUGGUAAAAAUGCAGUACAUCAUGCUAUGUUACUUUGAACUUGUAUGCCCUCUCAUAUAUGUGAAAAAUAUUUUAAAACUUUGAAGAAGAAAAAAGAUUAAGUUGCCAUAAAUUACUUGCAGGCUGUCUCCUUUGAGUCCCAUCGGCUCUUUGCAUACAUUUGCCAACCAGCAUAGUGUAUAGAGCUUUAUUUGGGGCCUGGGUUGGUUUGUUUCUCCCAUCUGGUGGUCUAUGAUGUGAUUAUUUUUGUUGCUGUGGCAUUUUGCUGAAUGUGUAGCAUGUUCAGACAUAUAGAGCCCAGAGUCAAACUAUGUUCUUGAGUAUUUGCAUGUGUGGUGACUGUUGAAAGACUUGAUGUAACACUCAAAUGUAGUAUUCUGAGAGAUGAGGGUAGCAGCCUGCCCGUAUCGCCCCUCCAAUCCCUCCUCUUUCCGAGUGGCCUCUGUUUACAAAGCAAGCCAAAGUCUGCAACCUUUGUUUACUGUAUCUGACAAAAGACACCAUUUUACUUCCAUAGAGUAGAGCACCAUAUAACCGUGUGAAGACUUAAGACAAAGAAAUCGAAAAGAAGUAUUUUUUUACAGGCUUAUAAUUACUUCAGGUUCUUGGUGGGAUGGCUAGGCCACCAUUGGUGAUUUUUGUUGUUUCUCUUAUGAUUCAGCAAAAAUUCUAAAGAAAAGUGGUGAAACCAUAUAUUUUUUAUGACCUCUUUCUAAACUGAUAAAACUGGAGACUUUUGGAUGUUGAUAUAUUAGUUUUGAUUUAAAGGGAAAGUUCUCUCUAAAAAGAAAAUUCUGUCAUCGCUUAUUCACUUUCAUGUUGUUCCAAACCCCUCCCAGAUAGCACACGUACAUCUCCAAGAUGUAUUUUUUUUAUAUUUUAAUCUUGAAAGCAUCACAAUCUUAUUAACAUCUGCUAAAAAAUCUUAAAAAGAUCAGAUUUACAAACAUUCUAAAUCAUAAAUGUCUCAAAUGCAUCUGCCGAAUGUCUUAUUGACAUCCGAGACAUCUGUAUUGACAUUUCGUUCUUCUUAAAGAUAUAUAGCAGAGGAGCAAACAACAUUAAAAAUACGUCUUCCAGAUGUAAACACACAUACAUCAAAUAGAUGUCUGGAACACACAUGGAGAUAUUAGGCAGAAUUAACUUUAAACUUUUUGACUUUUAAGUCACUAUUAACUUUCAUUGCAUGGAAAAAAUUAUGCCAUGAAAGUGAAUUGAAGAAAAACAGUCACAUGAGGGUGUGUAAAUGAUGUCAGCAUUUUCAACUAUCCCUUUAAAUGACUGUUAGAAUGUACCUAGCUCUAAAGCUUAGGCUCAAAGAGGGCACAGUUAAGAGAAAAAACUACAGAGAUAUUUUAUUAUAUACAGGUCUGGAAAAAACCACUAUCAAAAAUGAUUCCACUAUGUCUUUUAAAGUGAGCUACUAUUUGUUAUUUGUCUUUGAGAAAAGGUACAGUGUUUGUACUUCGUAAGCUAUCUUUCCUGCUCAUAGUUUGUUUGGUAUUUGUUCAGGAAAUGUGGAGAUUGGCUUCUCUUGUAAAUCUGAUACUUGUUUCUGCUGUAUAUUUUGGUAUGUAGUGGAUGUAUUAUGGUUCCUAUUAUUAUUUUGUUUUUAAUCUAUUUAUUGUUUCUUCUACUUGUAGUUUUGCUCUCCAGUUGCACUGUGUAAUAAGAUGUAUUGCUUCCAUGCAACAAUGAAAGUAAUUUAUUGCAGAUCAGAUAAGCGUGACUCUUGAUUUUCACUUCGCUUAAAGGCAGUUCCACACAACCCAAAAUCAGAGGUCAUAAAUAUCCUCACAUGGGUGGCUUGGGUAAGCAGGCUUGCUCUGUUUCCUGUGGGGUGGAGCGGUGAGGCUAGAAUAACACAGAUCUGAGGGUAGCACCUGAGCGCAAGGGAAACAUACUGGUCAUACUGGGAGGGGUGCCUCUGGCUCUGCAAUGGAAUGAGAUAAAUGCACAAACAGAUCGAGACAUAUUGUUCCAUAAUCAUUGCUACAGUGGUGGUCUAUGUCGAUGUAGUACAAUAUGGUUUUGAGAUAUCAAAGCAUGUUGUUAUGUUUAAUUCAUACAGUUCAGACCUGUCUGUCUGUAUGGCGUAGACAUCGACACAACCAGCUCUUCUGAAGCACACUCCUUCUCUUGGAGGGUCUUCAAAAUGUUCUUCCUAUGAUGCACUCAUAGGACAUCAUUUGUAUUCAUUUUCUGUCAUCACCCUAUCAAAUUCAAAUGUGAUGUCCUUAUUGUACAUAA
Messenger RNA from Xyrauchen texanus (razorback sucker), 7094 nucleotides. RefSeq names its product probable cationic amino acid transporter. The transcript has 8 exons. Gene Ontology annotation, cellular component: plasma membrane. Gene Ontology annotation, biological process: amino acid transport; transmembrane transport. The coding region runs from base 675 to 3044 and encodes 789 amino acids. NCBI's taxonomy places the organism in Eukaryota, Metazoa, Chordata, Actinopteri, Cypriniformes, Catostomidae. The record is from RefSeq and is a predicted model, not a curated record. Gene Ontology annotation, molecular function: amino acid transmembrane transporter activity.